This is a messenger RNA of Oncorhynchus kisutch (coho salmon), 1504 nucleotides long. Its product is annotated as E3 ubiquitin/ISG15 ligase TRIM25-like. Lineage: Eukaryota; Metazoa; Chordata; Actinopteri; Salmoniformes; Salmonidae. The coding region runs from base 135 to 1436 and encodes 433 amino acids. Gene Ontology annotation, molecular function: zinc ion binding. The record is from RefSeq and is a predicted model, not a curated record. The transcript is spliced from 5 exons.
CCUCCCUCCUUCUAACCCCAGCCCUCUGGCAGAACCAGGAAGUCCCUCCCCUUCCCACAAACUCUCUUCUAAGGAAACAAAACUGAUCUGAGUCUGUCUGUCGUCUGUCUGUGUGAGAGUGAACAACCGUCCAAAUGGCUCAACAGGGAGUUCUGCUGGACCAGGACCAGUUCUGUUGUUCUGUCUGUCUGGAUCUACUGAAGGAGCCGGUCACUACUAUCUGUGGACACAGUUACUGUAGAAUCUGUAUUGACGGCUGCUGGGACCAGGAUGUUCUGAAAGGGGUCUAUAGCUGUCCUCAGUGCAGAGAGACCUUCACUCCAAGGCCUAAUCUGAGGAAAAAUAACAUGUUGGCUGAGCUGGUGGAGAAACUGAGGAAGACAGGACUCCAGGCUGCUCCCCCUCCUGCUCUGUGCUAUGCUGGACCUGGAGAUGUGGCGUGUGAUGUCUGCACUGGGACCAGAAAGCAGAAAGCCCUCAUGUCCUGUCUGGUGUGUCUGGCCUCUUACUGUGAGACUCACCUCCAACCUCACUAUGAAUCUCUUGCUUUGAAGAAGCACAAGCUGGUCAAAGCCACGGCACAACUACAGGAGAAGAUCUGCUCUCAUCAUGACAAACUGCUGGAGGUUUACUGUCGUACCGAUCAGCAGUGUAUCUGUUAUCAGUGUACAAUGGAUGAACAUAAAGGCCAUGAUACAGUGUCAGCUGCAGCAGAGAGGACUGAGAAACAGAGGCAGCUGGGGAUGAGUCAGCAGAAGGUCCAGCAGAGAUUCCAGGAGAGAGAGAAGGAGCUGAAGAAGCUCCAACAGGCUGUGGAGUCUUUCAAGUGCUCUGCACAGUCAGCAGUGGAGGACAGUGAUCAGAUCUUUACUGAGCUGAUCCGCUCCAUUGAGAGAAGGAGCUCUGAGGUGAAGGAGCUGAUCAGAGCCCAAGAGAAGGCUCAAGUGAGUCAAGCUGAAGGACUCCUGGAGCAACUGAAGCAGGAGAUAGCUGAGCUGAGGAAGAGAAGCACUGAGCUGGAGCAGCUCUCACACACAGAGGAUCACAUCCAUUUCCUCCAGAUUCCUGUCAUCUCACACUGGACCCAAACACAGCACACACAGACCUCUCUCUGUCUGAAGGGACCAGAAAGUAUCAUUGAUCAGCUUGUUGGCUCGGUCCUAAUUGAUGUGUUCUCUGUCACCUGGAACUGCAUGGAAAAUGGUCCAGGAACUAAAGGACAAUUCAGGACUAGUCAGCCCACUACAAGCUGGUAUCACUUACUUUCUACUAAACUAUAUGGUCUGGUUUCCCAGACACAGAUUAAUCCUAGUCCUGGACUAAACAGUAUGUUCAAUGUAGAUGUCCAGGAAACCGGCCCUAAAUGUGUCAUCUUUCAUCCUCCCAUACUGCUCAGUCCAGCAACAUUAAACCUGUCCAGCAGGUGGUGCUGUUGACCAAACAAUAAAACCAGCAGAUAUCUUGACUUGCCACUCAGUAUAUCAGUAAUGUUCAGAAUAGUACU